AUGGAUGUUCCUUUGCUCUCUUCGUUCCCGAAUGCAAUUUGUUCCUAUCUCCUACGCACGACGUCCGAUCACUCUCCCAUGGUUAUUGAAUUUAAGAUGGAUCCUUUCUCUUAUGGUCCCUCGCCUUUUCGCUUUCAACAAAUGUGGGUGGACCAUCCACAGUUUUUAAUGUGUGUUCGCCAGGCGUGGUCUGCAACUGUUGUUGGUCAUGGUCUCACUAAAUUGGCAGUUAAGCUGAAGAAUACUAAGGUGGCUUUGCAGGAAUGGAAUAAACAUAUUUUCGGCCGUACCACGAUGCAUAUUACUUCUCUUGAGAGUCACAUUGAAGAGCUGGAAAGUAAACUACAUCAAAGCUGGGAUGAAACAAUGGAGAGGGAUCUUCUUGUCUCGUCUUCGGAACUAGAUAUUUGGCUUCGUCGUGAAGAUACAAGAUUGGCUCAGAUUUCUAAAUUAAAAUGGCACAUGGAAGGUGAUUGGAAUACGAAUUUUUUCCAUGCUUGCCUUGCCAAUAAACGGCGUAAAAGAGUGGUGGAUAUGAGGUGUUCGAAUGGGAUGGUUUUCAAUUCGCUGGAGAGUCUUCAUCAAGGGGCUGUGGAUUUCUUUUCUAAUUUUCUGCAAGGCGUGCCGACUAGACUGUUACCUGACUUGUCGACUCUUAUUUCACCAGUUAUUUCAGACUCGGACAGUUCUAUCCUAUGCUCAGUUCCUACUAUGAAUGAAGUUUUCUCAGCUCUUUCUUCUAUCCCGUCUAAUAGUGCUCCAGGACCUAAUGGAUUUGGGUCGGGUUUUUUCAAAAGCUAUUUGGAGGUAGUGAAAGAGGAUGUCUUGGAAGCCAUAUCUCAAUUUUUUAUUUCUAAGCAGCUCCCAAGAUUUUUUACAACCUCUUUUCUUGUCUCAAUCCCAAAGUUUGAUAAUCCUUAUGGGUUUGAUAAGUUCAGGCCUAUUAGCCUAUGCUCGGUGUUUUAUAAAAUAUGUUCCAAGAUCAUUGUGACAGGUCUCCUCCCACAAAUGAUAUUGUGUGAACAAGGCGCUUUCAUCUCGGGAAGAAAUAUCUUUGAGAAUAUUAGCAUUACAAAGGAAAUGGUACAGUCAAUUAAUAAGAAGGCCCAUGAUGGUAAUAUCAUGAUCAAGUUGGAUAUGGCUAAGGCUUAUGAUUGA
Molecule: messenger RNA, 1158 nt
Organism: Juglans microcarpa x Juglans regia
Lineage: Eukaryota; Viridiplantae; Streptophyta; Magnoliopsida; Fagales; Juglandaceae
Exons: 1
Coding region: 1-1158 (385 amino acids)
Source: RefSeq, a predicted model, not a curated record